GGCGUCUGUCUGAAUAAUCCCUUUGGAGAAAUUCGGAAAAGAAAGAAAAUGCUGUUCGUUGAGUGCAAAGGGACGCCUUACGAGAUCGGGCACCAGCACGGCACCGCCGCGCGCGCCGAAAUCGACCGCUGCAUCGCCUUCUACGCCAGCCUCUUCCAGAAGAACUGCAAGCAAGAAUGGCCACAGGUGCUUUCCAACGCUGAAAAGUUCGAGCAAGCUGCGAGGGAGAAAUGGCCUGCGUACCAUGAGGAAAUGCGCGGCAUCGCCGAUGGUUCAGGGCGAGACUUGCUCGACAUCGUCGCCAUCAAUGUGCGGACGGAGAUAAACUUCGGCCUGUUCAGCGACGGGUGUACGGCGCUGGCGUGGCAUACAGAGAAGAGGGCAUACCUGGGGCAGAACUGGGAUUGGAUGACCGCGCAGUCCCCCAACCUGAUCCUCACCCACAUCUCGCAACCCUCCAAACCCACCAUCCUCCAAAUCACAGAAGCCGGCAUCCUCGGCAAAAUCGGCUUCAACAGCCACGGCGUCGGCACGCUGCUCAACGCGAUAAAAGCGCCCGGCGUCGACGCCUCGCGGCUGCCCGUGCACUUCGGCCUGCGCAUGGCGCUCGAGAGCCGCAGCGCGGCGGAAGCCGUGCAAAAGCUAGAGAGCCACGGCAUGGCUGCGAGCGCGCACAUCCUCGUCGCGGACGCGCACACCGCCGUGGGCCUGGAGUUCACCAAGAGCACGUUUGCGCAGUGUCGGCCGGACGCCGGGGGCCGCGUUGUGCACGCGAACCACCUGCUGGAAGAGCAUCCGGGGGAGGUGGACACCGUGUGGCUCAAGGACUCGCCGGUGCGAGUGCGCACUAUGAUGCAGAACUGCGCGAAGCUGGGCAGCGAGCCCGGCUGGGAGGAGGUGAGCCGGCUGUUUGAAGACGAGCAGCAUCUGCCCGGCGCGAUUUGCCGGGUCGAGACGCCGGAGAGUGGCAGUGGGACGCUGUUUAAUAUAUUGAUGGAUUUGAAGAGUAGGACGGGAGUGCUGAGGAUGGGCAGGCCGACGCAGGUUGAAGAGACGGUCACGCUGUCGUUGUGAGGAGAGGAGGAUAGGUGUAUGCGGGCACAGAUGUUGCUUUGUCUGAUAAUUUAGGAAAGGGAGACUUCAGUAUCGUGGGCUUUAGGUGUCUAGUUACCUAGAAGUGGAUAGCGUAACCUUUAGGCGCCAAACACGAGUCUCUAGAAUGCGCUGUGUUGUUACACGGAUUGCACGGGGCCCCGUCAGACGAAGCGAUAUCAGAGCGUAGCCAGGAGCCUGCGCCGCGGUCUGCGUCACAUGCGCUCAACUAGGAACCUUGGAAUACUUCGAAAGGCAUAACAGUAUCACGUGCAGAGUCAAACAUGUGCGCCAAAUGGCGGCAGACUGUUCCUAUAUA
Molecule: messenger RNA, 1411 nt
Organism: Trematosphaeria pertusa
Lineage: Eukaryota; Fungi; Ascomycota; Dothideomycetes; Pleosporales; Trematosphaeriaceae
Product: peptidase C45 acyl-coenzyme A:6-aminopenicillanic acid acyl-transferas-like protein
Exons: 3
Coding region: 49-1074 (341 amino acids)
Source: RefSeq, a predicted model, not a curated record